UAUGUUGAUCCUGUUAUCGAAAGAUUGGAUCCAAAGCACUGCAUCCGUUAUAGGCUAUCAAGAGGUGCAACUAGAUAUGUUGAUGGCAAGCAUUACAGAGAUUUUUCCAAGCUAAAUCGGGAUCCAUCGAGAAUUAUAUAUGUGAGUGGACAUGCACUAGAAAGUAGCCUUCAGCCAGAAAAUUGCAUAGAAAUAAAACCAUGGAAAGGAGAGGCGGAGGAUACUGUGCUUUUGGAUCUUAUUCCGUUUCUUGAAUAUGUUGCUAAACAUAGGCCAGCUGAUAUCCGAACUGUAUUAGCUUCAUACCAAGGACGUGAUAUUCCUAAGGAGUUCAUUGAGCGGUCCAAGGAUUACCAAAGGCGUAUGCAAGAGCAAAAGCAGCAUGGUCGAUUCUGGCGCCGCUAGCGAUAGGAGUUGAUGUGAGUUGGUUUUGAGAGGCAGAAAUAAAAAUUAAAAAAAAAAUUCCUUUGUAAGAGUAGAACAGUUGAUAGAAGGACGUAAAACUAUAAUCCCAUUUUUGUGUAGCUAAGAAAAAGGAUUUGUCCCAGUUGAGAAAAGUUACAACAUGACUAUUCUUUUUCCCUUCCAGCAAAAGGCUUUUGUCAUCACCUCUUCGCAAUACUAGAGAAUGACAAUGUUUUGUUACCAG
Messenger RNA from Nicotiana tabacum (common tobacco), 649 nucleotides. Lineage: Eukaryota; Viridiplantae; Streptophyta; Magnoliopsida; Solanales; Solanaceae. The record is from RefSeq and is a predicted model, not a curated record.